Pristis pectinata (smalltooth sawfish) is the source of this 1111-nucleotide messenger RNA. RefSeq names its product sorbitol dehydrogenase-like. The transcript is spliced from 9 exons. Gene Ontology annotation, molecular function: zinc ion binding; L-iditol 2-dehydrogenase (NAD+) activity. Gene Ontology annotation, biological process: D-sorbitol catabolic process. The record is from RefSeq and is a predicted model, not a curated record. The coding region runs from base 17 to 1111 and encodes 364 amino acids. NCBI's taxonomy places the organism in Eukaryota, Metazoa, Chordata, Chondrichthyes, Rhinopristiformes, Pristidae.
ACUAAACUACUUUAAAAUGCAGUUGCAACUCUCCUGGUUUUGGACUGAGACACCAGCGAUGUCACGGCACAGCAACCUCUCCGUGGUGGCCCAUGGUCCUGGGGAUCUGCGAAUGGAGAAGCUUCCAAUCCCUGAACCAGGCCCCAAUGAAGUCCUGCUGCAGAUGAACUCUGUUGGGAUCUGCCGGUCUGAUGUCCAUUACUGGCAGCAUGGAAGGUUGGGAAGUUUUCUCAUGAAGAAACCAAUGGUUCUGGGACAUGAAGGUGCUGGGAUGGUGACCAAAGUAGGACAGGAAGUGCAGCAUCUCCAAGUAGGAGAUAGAGUUGCCAUUGAACCAGCUUACCCCCUCCACAAUGAUGAGUUCUGCAAGUCUGGACGUUACAACCUUUCUCCAACCAUGUUCUGCUCUGCAACUCCACCUUAUCAUGGGCAGUUGUCCCAGUACUAUGUCCACAAUGCAAACUACUGCUUCAAGCUUCCUGACUGUGUGAGCUGUGAAGAAGGUGCUUGUAUAGAGCCUCUUUCAGUCGCAAUUCAUGCCUGUCGAAGGGCACGGGUAAAAAUGGGCAGCAAAAUCCUGAUCUGUGGAGCAGGUCCAAUUGGACUUCUGAAUCUACUGGUUGCCAAGGCAAUGGGGGCAGCUCAAGUCGUGAUUUGUGAUUUAUCAUCAGUCCGACUGGAGAAGGCGAAGGAGCUGGGGGCUGAUUUUACCAUAAAGGUGGAGAAGGAGACACCUCAGGACCUAGCCCAGAAAGUGGAGGCUGUUCUUGGUUCAAUGCCAUACACUACCAUCGAGUGCACUGGGGCAGAGUUCUGUGUCCAGGCUGCUGUCUACGCGACUCAGUCCGGAGGGACGGUGCUCCUGGUUGGGCAUGGCCCGGAUUUGGUGAGUGUCCCUCUUCUAAAUGCCGCAAUCCGAGAGGUGGAUAUCCGGGGCAUGUUCCGAUACUGCAAUACGUAUCCCAUGGCAAUUGCUAUGCUGGCUUCAAAGAAGGUGGAUGUGAAGCCUUUGAUCACGCAUCGUUUCCCUCUGAGCCAGGCCAUUGAGGCAUUCGAAACAACAAAGAAACAGCUGGGAAUUAAAGUGAUGCUGAAGUGUGACCAAGCUUGA